UGUAACCAUUGCCCGAAAGAAGAUUCAUGAAAUGGGUAAGAAAUUUCCGGUGUUGGUGGAGGUAUGCAAGGAUAAAAAACACUGGGAAGUGUUCGGGAGGCAACAUGAUUUAGAAGAGGCCUUGCGAUAUCUUCAAAAAGAGGAAGUAGAAGUAGUAAAGCAAUCAGAAAAGGGGAAGCUUCCUGGUAAUCUGAGGAAUGACGGCGAAAGGGCAAAGGACUCCAAUCCAUCAGAGUUUGCUAGGGUCACCCGAAGUAAAGAUGAACUGGAAGCCUACACAGAGAGGGUCAAAGUUUCAGUCUCUCGAGGAGACCUUACCACCGAAAAGGUUGAUGCUAUUGUCAACGCCUCCAAUGAAUCUCUUCUACGUGAAGGGGGUCUCGCUAAAACCAUUCUUGACAAAGGUGGAAAAAUAAUUGGCCAAGAAUCGAACAAGAUUAUUAAGAAGCGUAAAUCUUUGAAGGAAGGUCAAGCAGUGUUAACUAAAUCUGGAAACCAGCCCCCUGGAGAGAUGCGAUAUCGUACUGAACGUUACAGUGUUCCAGGAUAUGAAGGUCACGGCACGAUAGUCAUUGAUUACCACUUUCGGUCAGGAAUUCAAGGAAAGGAACAUCCUCACCCCGGGCAGCGGUUUGGAGGCACGACUCGCCAGGCAUAUCUUCCCGACACGCGUGAAGGAAGAGAGGUGUUACAGCUUCUGAGGAGAGCCUUUGAUGCUCGCUUGGUGUUUACCAUUGGUUGGUCAACUACUACAGGCCUUCCAAAUCAAAUAACUUGGAAUGAUAUUCAUCACAAGACUAGCUUGAGUGGAGGAACGUUUGCGUUUGGAUAUCCAGACCCAGAUUACCUGAGGAGAGUCAAAGAGGAGUUGGCUGCCAAAGGAAUCCGCUGAUUAAAGCAUCGGAUUUGAUUGCUUAUUAUUGAACUGUGUUUAACGGAGUUGAUAUUAAACUCGAGACUUUAGGGAAUAAGUACACAAGUACCAAACAAAUGAACUUUUAUUGCCGUAUUCAGUGUAGUUAGUAAUGCAUCAACAGAUGAGCGGUUUGCAGACUUAGACCAAUGGUCAACAAGAACAAAAUUUUACCUGGAGUUAGCUGGAGUAAAAAAAGGUUUGAUGUUUAUGUAGAUGGUAAUGUAAUAAGAAUUUCUUAUGAGUGUCUUUUGUAAUAGUCAUUUUUAUCAAUCAGUCGAUCUAAAAUUGUAUAC
Messenger RNA from Pocillopora verrucosa, 1209 nucleotides. Lineage: Eukaryota; Metazoa; Cnidaria; Anthozoa; Scleractinia; Pocilloporidae. The record is from RefSeq and is a predicted model, not a curated record.